Camelina sativa (false flax) is the source of this 949-nucleotide messenger RNA. It is a transcript of the gene AGL28, whose product is annotated as AGAMOUS-like 28. Gene Ontology annotation, biological process: positive regulation of transcription by RNA polymerase II. Gene Ontology annotation, molecular function: protein dimerization activity; DNA-binding transcription factor activity, RNA polymerase II-specific; RNA polymerase II cis-regulatory region sequence-specific DNA binding. The record is from RefSeq and is a predicted model, not a curated record. Lineage: Eukaryota; Viridiplantae; Streptophyta; Magnoliopsida; Brassicales; Brassicaceae.
AAAAAUGGUGAGAAAGAAUCUUGGCCGUAGAAAAGUAGAGAUGGUGAAAAUGAAAAAUGCAGCAAACCUUCAAGUAACCUUUUCAAAGAGAAGAUCUGGUCUUUUCAAGAAAGCCAGUGAACUCUGUACCUUGUGUGAUGCUCAAGUUGCCAUCAUCGUGUUUUCACCAUCUGGAAAAGUGUUCUCUUUUGGUCAUCCGGAUGUCAACCUCUUGGUUGACUACUCUUCCGGACGUGUCAGCAACACAAACCUUGAUGACCCCAACAGAAAGCUCUAUAUCCAAAACCUCAAUGAUCGCUUAACUGAGGCGAGGGAUGGAAAAGAAAACGAACAAAGGAAAAGGGCUAUGCUGCUCGAAAACGAAAGAGAAAGCAGCAACAACCCUGACAACUGGUGGAGAAACUCUCCAGCAGAACUCAACUUAAGUCAGUUAGCUCAUAUGAAAGAUGCUCUUGAAGGUUUGAUCAAGGAAGUUGGUGAAACCGCAGCUCCUCCUCUAUUUCAUCAAACAACCCCGACCUUUUACGUCGAAACCUCUAUCAAUGCUGCCCCAGCAACUGUUAAUGGUGGGAAUGUCUUCACAAACCAGGGGCUAUUUGAUCAUCCUAUUCUUGCGUUCCCGUUUGGAUUUGAUGUUAUGAAUCGCAUACCAGCUGGGUACAACCAUAGCCAGAUCCAGAACCAGGAGUUUAAGCAAGCUCAUCCUCAUCAUGGACCUCGUUACUAUUAAUUUUAUUUUUAUUUUCUCUCUCGUUGUGUGACUUUUUAAGUCUCCAAUAGAGUGUGUCGCGUCAUUUUCAUUUAAUUUCUAAGCUUAUUUUUUUUUCAUUUGUCGUUGUUGGACCGACCUCCCGAUGUUGCAUGACUUCAUGUAAAGUCUUCGGUCGAUGGUGGUUUGACUUUGUUAUCCCCUGUCGUUUUGUGGUUUCGAUAUUUUAAUGGAAUAAGA